Messenger RNA from Artibeus jamaicensis (Jamaican fruit-eating bat), 1345 nucleotides. It is a transcript of the gene BDH2, whose product is annotated as 3-hydroxybutyrate dehydrogenase 2. Gene Ontology annotation, molecular function: 3-hydroxybutyrate dehydrogenase activity. Gene Ontology annotation, biological process: siderophore biosynthetic process. The transcript has 10 exons. The record is from RefSeq and is a predicted model, not a curated record. Gene Ontology annotation, cellular component: cytoplasm. NCBI's taxonomy places the organism in Eukaryota, Metazoa, Chordata, Mammalia, Chiroptera, Phyllostomidae. The coding region runs from base 113 to 853 and encodes 246 amino acids.
UGCACUGUUUAGCACCUGACUUUCUUCUGCACGAAGUUUUCAGGUUUGUUGCUGGCUGAGUGAGCAGGAGGACGCCAUCCAUUUGCUGCUCUAAAAUUAAACCACAGGUUCCAUGAUGAGGCGACUCGACGGGAAAGUCAUCAUCGUCACAGCCGCUGCUCAGGGGAUCGGCCGGGCAGCGGCCUUAGCUUUUGCAGGAGAAGGUGCCAAAGUCAUAGCCACAGAUAUCAACGAGUACAAACUGCAGGAACUGGAAAAGUACCCCGGUAUUCAAACACGGGCUCUUGAUGUCACAAAGAAGAAACAAAUCGAUCAGUUUGCCAAAGAAGUCGAGAGACUUGAUGUUCUCUUUAACGUUGCUGGGUUUGUCCACCACGGAACCAUCCUGGACUGCGAAGAGAGGGACUGGGACUUCUCGAUGAACCUCAAUGUCCGCAGCAUGUACCUGAUGAUCAAGGCGUUUCUGCCCAAAAUGCUUGCUCAGAAAUCUGGCAACAUUAUCAACAUGUCGUCUGUGGCUUCCAGCAUCAAAGGAAUGGUGAACAGAUGUGUGUACAGCACAACCAAGGCGGCCGUGAUUGGCCUCACCAAGGCCGUGGCGGCAGACUUCAUCCAGCAGGGAAUCAGGUGCAACUGUGUGUGCCCAGGAACAGUUGAUACCCCAUCUCUACAAGAAAGAAUACAAGCCAGGCCAAAUCCUGAAGCGGCACUGAGUGAUUUUCUGAAGAGACAGAAGAUUGGAAGAUUUGCAACUGCAGAAGAAAUAGCCCUGCUUUGUGUGUAUUUGGCUUCUGAUGAAUCCGCCUUCAUGACAGGCAAUCCUGUCAUCAUCGAUGGAGGCUGCAGCUUGUGAUUUCAGGAUCUCCUUGUGGGGAAGGCAGGCCCUUCAUGUCCACGGUGAACCUGCUUUUGGAGAAAACUCACCAUUACGUCCUUCUUAUUAAUCAUGUAGGAAUGAAAACAAGCCCUUUCUAAUGAUGUCAUUGCUCACCAGUCCAGUUCUUUAAAUACAUUAAUCUCUUUCUAAUCUCCUCUACAAUCAUUGUAGAUGACAUAAAAGAUAACAAGCUCACGGUAAAUGGGUAGUUUUAAAAAUAAACUGCAAGUUAUAAGCACAUAAAGUCAAAUGUCAGUAUGAAGAAAAAAGGUUUUUUAAAAAGUAUUAAUUUCUAUUUUCCCAAUAUUCAAAUAUUUUAUACAGCUCUGCACUUGUUAGUAUAUGGGAACUAAGUUUAAAAUCUUACACCUUUAUAAAUGAAUACCAAGGCUAAGAAGUAGUUUGGCUUCAAUAACUUACAUUAAAAGGAGUUUAGUCAGACUACUGCUGAUCUGUUACAUAAAAUAA